AUGUUGUGCCUUGUACUAGUAUUAGCAGCAAUAGGUGGUUGGUGGUUAAGGAAGGAAGCAAGGGGUACGCAGAGGCGGCGCGGCGGCGCCUCUGCUUUCUCGGCCCGGGCGGGGGGGGCGCGGUCAGACGUCCCAGCAUUCCUCGAGGCCGAGGCUCGGGAGGUCGAAGUCGAAGCCGAUCUCGUUGCCGCAGAUGUCCCAGCUCGGCAGCUCGAAGUCGGGGAACUUGAGCUCGGCGAACGCGCAGAUCUCCAUGUCGGGGUAGGAGCAGCUGGACGUGUCGCAUUCCGUCGAGAUCUUGCCCUCGACGCCGGCGGCCAUGACCUCGAUGGCCUCGGCCGUCACGCCCGCGUUGGCGCUGAACUCGAUGUCGAUGGCGCCGAAGCCAGACUCCAGCGUGGGCGUCCCGACGGACAGCUCGCCGCUCCCGUAGGCAUCGACCUGGGCGAUGACGGGGAUGCGCACCUCGACCUUGGCCAGGCCGUUCGGGCAGUAGUCCUCGGGGUCCUGCCCCGGCGGGGCGCCGCAGUAGGGGUACUGCUCGCACUUGAGCGUGGUGUCGAACCAGUCGUCGAUGGAGAUCUCCCAGUCGUCCCAGAACCAGCUCCCGCCGUCGUCCCAGAGCCCGAUGACGUCGUCGCCCCAGAAGAACUCGGGCUUGUCCGCCUUCGUAGCGACGGUGGCGCCGGCCGCCGCCUUCUUCGCCCGCGCGGCCCCGAGCUUCGCGGCGAACUCGGCGGUGGCCCCGGGCCGCUCCGCCUCCGUGGGGGCCCGGCCCUUCGCUCGCCGAAAGAACGCGUCGGCGAGUUGUCCGAACUUGGCGGCGUCGUGGCCGUCCGCCGUGAGUCUCGCCAUGGCCGCGUCGUACGCCGCCCGGUCCCGCACCGCCUUCUGGCGGAGACUCUCCUCCAGAUCGAAGCUGAAGACCUGCGCCGAGACACCGACUUCGAGAAGUGCCGCCGUGAAGCCCGUGUGGUAGAGCGUGACCUCCUUGCCGUACUCCAUGUCGUCCGCCGGGAUGCCCGACAGGCACACGCCUGUGUGGACAUCAAAUUUACGGCGCGUCCGUGAUGGCGUGGCGAUCACGUCGUCGCCGAGAAAUGACUUCGUGACACAGGUCCUCGCCGGCGGUGAUGUCGAAGGAGAAGUCUAUGUCCACGCCGACGAACAGCGUGUAGCAGAAGCCGGCGUCGUGGUCGAAGUCCAGGCCGAACCACAGGUACAGCUCGGGGUAGUCGGAGAGCUCCUUCGUGCAGACGAAGUCGCCGCGGAGCGUGAUGCAGGCGGAGACGAUGUCCGGGCUCACGAGGUCCGGGUUGGCCUCGACGAGUUCGGGGUGGUUCUUCCGGACGCCGCCGUCCGGGUCCUCCACGAGGGCCCGGAGCUCGUCGGCCGUCGGCGCGCGGCCGUGCACCUUCUCGAACGCCACGCGGAUGGCGGCCUCGAGCUUGGUGCGCUUGCGCAGGUAAUUGUUCUCGAUCGGAGCGGCAUUCUCAAAGUCCUUGUGGACCAGCUCGCCCGUCUUCGUGUUGAACGCCGCGCGCUUGCCGGCCGGCGUGGCCGCGGCCGGCGCAUUCCGCGCCGAGACCGCGGCGCCCAGGAGCAGGGACGCGCCGAAGAGGGCGCCCAGGGCCAGCGUCCUGCGGGACCACGUAGUUUGCUUCCCGACGAGGGGCUGCUGCUCCGUCGGCGCCAUGAGGGGCUGCUCGUCGUCCAUGUUCAUUGCUAUUGCUCUCUGCUAUUUACAGUUUUAAUAGCCAGUUUCUUGGGAGGAAGUGAAUCCUCUCUGCUAUUGCUCUCUACGAGUGCUGGGAGUGCUGAAGCGCAGCUUUUUGGAAACGCCGUGGUGGUGCCGAUUCGCUUUCCCGUCUCCAAGCUCUGCUGCUCCCUACGAGUGCCGGCGGCAGCCUUUCGGAGGCGGCCGGUUGGUCUC
Molecule: messenger RNA, 1933 nt
Organism: Pelagomonas calceolata
Lineage: Eukaryota; Pelagophyceae; Pelagomonadales; Pelagomonadaceae
Source: the annotation of a GenBank genome assembly